AUGGAGCAGAUUUGUGCCGCAUUGGAGCCACAGUUUCCUUGUCGCGAGACAGCCAUAACAACAUUGGCGCAGCUUAUAGGCGACUGCGAUGAAGCUUAUCCAGCAGCUAUAUACAUAUAUGGUCACAGCGGUACGGGAAAAACAGCGAUCACCAAAGCAUUUUUGCAACAAUGCCACAAGCAACAAAACGUUCAAAUAGCACAGCUAAAUGCCAUAGAAUGCUAUACAACCAAAAUACUAUUGGAAACUGUCUUGGACGCACUGGCGCCACAACAGGGGGAACUGGAGAUACGAGCUGACAAUAUGCUAGAAUUUGUGGAGCAACUGCGUCGUUGGCAAAGGACUAAAACGAAUGGGUUUCUUAUAGCCAUCGACAACGCUGAGCGUCUGCGCGAUAUGGAUGCUAAUGUAUUGCCAGUGCUGCUGCGUCUGCAAGAAUUAAGCGGCAUCAAUAUCUGCGUGAUCUUGCUCUCGCAGCUGCCUUUUGAGAAGUAUUACAACAAAACAGGAUUAAGUGAGAUUAUGACAGUGCAUUUGGCGCAAUACAACAAAGCAGAGACGCAGCGCAUACUUGGAAGCGACUUUUUACAAAUGCAGCAACGUCUGCUGCGUCAACAGCAGCUGACAGACGACGAGCACCGCUUGCAGCUUUGUAAACAGGCGUUAACUGCUGAAUUUUACAACAACUAUUUAAAUCUAUUUCUAAGCGUUUUCUAUAAAGCGUGUCGAGACUUACCAGAACUGCAGUUGACGGCGCGCAAGUGCUUUGACAUUUAUGUGCAACCCGUGCUAGACGGCAGUAUAGAGUCUACAGAUGUAUCACGAUUGUGGCGUCAUAUAGCAGGUCCACUGCGUGCGGCAUUAACACAGAUCUACAUGCGCAUAGAAAAACCGCUGGGGGAGCCAGAGCUUGUAGAGCAAAGCGUGCGUCAGCUAGCGCAGUCCUUGGAGCUGCCAUAUUAUGGGAAAUAUUUGCUCAUAGCUGCAUUCUUGGCUAGCCACAACUCGGCCAAGCAGGACAAGCGUCUAUUUGUUAAGCAUCAUGGCAAACAGCGCAAGCGUAUGCAAAGCGUCAACGCAAAAGCCAAGACGGUGGAGAAAAUGUCCACCACUCUGGGUCCCAAGUCCUUUAGCAUUGAUCGCUUGCUGGCAAUUUUCUACGCGAUUUUGGAUGAGAAAGUAGGUCUCACUUGCAACUUGCUCUCCCAAAUCUCUACGUUGGUGCAUCUGAAGUUGCUCUGCUUUGUCUCUGGUGAAAAUAAUAUAAUGGAUGGCUCUGCCAAACUUCAGUGUACAGUGGGCCUCGAGUUUGUUUUGCACAUAGGCAAAGUUGUGGGAUUCAAUGUGCGUCAGUACUUAUGCGAUUUUAUGUAGUUUUGUAAGAUUUUAAUAAUU
This is a messenger RNA of Drosophila busckii, 1395 nucleotides long. It is a transcript of the gene Orc5, whose product is annotated as origin recognition complex subunit 5. Gene Ontology annotation, molecular function: DNA replication origin binding. The record is from RefSeq and is a predicted model, not a curated record. Bases 1 to 1374 code for a protein of 457 amino acids. Gene Ontology annotation, cellular component: nucleus; nuclear origin of replication recognition complex. The transcript has 2 exons. NCBI's taxonomy places the organism in Eukaryota, Metazoa, Arthropoda, Insecta, Diptera, Drosophilidae. Gene Ontology annotation, biological process: DNA replication; DNA replication initiation.